This is a messenger RNA of Fundulus heteroclitus (mummichog), 1967 nucleotides long. Its product is annotated as receptor-transporting protein 3. The coding region runs from base 646 to 1125 and encodes 159 amino acids. Gene Ontology annotation, molecular function: olfactory receptor binding. Gene Ontology annotation, biological process: protein insertion into membrane; protein targeting to membrane. The transcript has 2 exons. NCBI's taxonomy places the organism in Eukaryota, Metazoa, Chordata, Actinopteri, Cyprinodontiformes, Fundulidae. The record is from RefSeq and is a predicted model, not a curated record.
AAGCAACUGGUUAAAUUUGAGGGGUUUUUUUUCUUCUAAAACACAUCCCCAACAAUUUUGUGUAUACAAUUGCCACCAGCUUUGUAAGGGUAGGAUUAUUGCAUUUAUCACUUUGUAAAAAUGUUACAUUUAUAAAGAAAUGGCAUAUAUAUUUAAACUCUUCGUGAACCUUCAAACCCAUUGCAUUCAUUUACACAUUUUGAAUUCCACAAUGAAGCAUUAUUGCUUCCAGACAUCCAUAUUCGUAAAAUAUGUUUGUAAGUAAACAUUUGUAAAAUGGAAAACGCAUUCGUGUUUGCUAAAGGUUUGCAUUGUAUACUACUAGCAUGCAAAAUAUUCCUAUGCAAAUAUUAGUAUAUCUAGUUAUCGCAUGCACCAGCAGGGGUCAGUGUUUCUCAGAGCAUUGUCAGCUUUCUGUUUCGUUUCUUCAUCUCAGCCAGAUUCAUUUUCAUAUUAUGAACAAACCAUAACAGAAACUUAAAGAAGUGUGUUUUACAUUCUUAAGUUUCGGUUUACUUAGUGCCACCACCCUUCCUCUGGUUGCUGCUGAGUCACAGCCACAAGCUGUUUGUCAACUCUACACAUCAGCUGUUCCACCUCAGGCUCUUCUUCAACCAACAGCCUCAUCUCAUCCGCUUUUAAAAGAUGGAACAACAGGAAUGGACACGAAUCUUCCAGAGUCAUGUUGAAAUGCUCAAUAGCAAAGGACACAUUUGGCAUUUGGAGUUUGAUGAAAAUAUUGAUCCUAAGAAUCCAGGAUGUUGGAAAACGUACAUCAGAAAAACAAGUGCAAGAUUCAGCUGUACCUCAUGUAGGAGAAGUUGGCCUUCAAACCGUGUCAUGGUGAUUUUCCACAUGCGCCUCAUGGAUAAUCAGGGCACUGUAAAGGUGAGAGCCUUGCGCCAAAACUGCAAGAAAUGUCACAAUGCGCCUAUGGUGAAGCCAAUCGUUGAGUCUGACAACAUUCAUAUCCUGAUGGAGAACCUGGUGGAGAAAAUACGAAUGAAGUGCUACCAGGAAAACCUCGGACCAAGAAACAGAGUUCCCAAAAGCCUUGAUGUCAAGAGUCCCCACGAGCCUAAUCAUUGCGAGGGAUGCAAGAUGGGACUCUGUACCAGAGAAUAAGCUAAUCAUAAUAAAGUGAUUACAUUUAUCGAUAUUCAAAUAAUCUCUAAUUAGGUGUUCAAAUGGACUUACAUAAAACUUGAAGUUAUAUAUUGAACACUCCAGUUUUUGUGUUGGAUGUGAAGUAUUUACAUAAUUUCAAUGCAUUGUUGUAAAAUCGCAUGAACAAUUUUAGAAAAGGUGCAAAAGAUUGUGUGCAAAGAUAGGUGAAUUUGAUGCAAUCAAAUGGUUCCCUUAUAUAGGUAAUUUUUGACCAAUCUGUAUAAUAUGAUUGAAUUUGACUUUGUAAAGUGCCUCGAGAUGACAUGUUUCAUGAAUUGGCGCUAUUUAAAUAAAAUUGAAUUGAAUUGAAUUGAAUAAUGUUGUCGUUGUGGUGUUUUCAUACUGUGCAACAUGCUAAUAAAAGGUUUAGUUGAUUGUAAAAAUGAAACACCUACUUUUGUGUUUGUCAACGAAAGGUGUGCAGAGUUAUAGGCAAUUACUUGUCAGGUUUGUGUUUGGGCGUUUAGGACCAAAAUGCAGACAAGAGCCAGGAAGCUGUGAGUAAUGAGAGAUUUAUUUGACAUAAUAAGGGCAUACAGGAAAUACAGGAACACGGCGUACAUGACCAGAACGGGUUGGACUGACGGAUGACCUGAUAACUGGGCAUGGCUAUCCAGAGUGAAUAAACAGGGAAGGACAAAAGGAGCAGCAGGUGGAGUAAGUUACACAGCUGAGAUGAGUAAAGGAAUUCAACAGGAGAGGAAGGGCAAUGAACUAGCAGGGGUAGAAGGAGAACUGAAUCGAACAGGGAAACAUGAGGAUGGCCAGACAUGAGGGAAAAAUCCAACUGAACUAAAGAA